Cyclospora cayetanensis is the source of this 3285-nucleotide messenger RNA. Its product is annotated as phosphatidylserine decarboxylase 2 proenzyme. Gene Ontology annotation, cellular component: mitochondrion. Gene Ontology annotation, molecular function: phosphatidylserine decarboxylase activity. Gene Ontology annotation, biological process: phosphatidylethanolamine biosynthetic process. NCBI's taxonomy places the organism in Eukaryota, Apicomplexa, Conoidasida, Eucoccidiorida, Eimeriidae. The record is from RefSeq and is a predicted model, not a curated record. Bases 1 to 3285 code for a protein of 1094 amino acids. The transcript has 13 exons.
AUGUUGCCCACCGUUGCAGCUCAAACCGCACACUCGCUCCCGCGGGCAGGUGUCUCAGGCCUUCGGACUACUGUUAAGAAAGGAGCGCUAAUCUCAACGGGCAAUUUUCAACAGAUUAAGACAUGCAAAGGGGUGGCAUCGGGGGAUGCGGUAUACAGAGGAGAAGGCGCUUUUAUGUUGCAGUGUAUCAAAAAUUCGAUCCUUAUUUCUUUUUACCGGAGACCGCACCAGCUGUGCGUGCGCUGGACUUCUGGUGAUACAGUGGGCAACCUCUCCAACACUUUGGCUGUUUUGACUGGAUCAAACCACCCCGUAGAGCUGCGGCCGCGCAGCAUCUGGCAACGAAUAUUGUCAUGGAAUCGGCAAGUGGACGCAAAACUACGGCUCGAAAAGUUCUUGCGGACCCCUCUUGAGGCAUUUGCCAAGGAAGGACGAAAGCGUUUUGCUCUUGAUACGCGGUUCGUCGAUUUGCUUCCACGGAUUGACGUACGAAACAUUCCACUGCUGCAGCUUCAGCCGGUAGAACAGGGCCGUACCAUUGAAGGGGUGAAAAAGCUACUAGAGGUGUCACGCAGCUCAAGUCCCUCCUGGCUGACCCGCAGAGAGGGAGUUCCUGUUGAGCUUUUCCAGCCGUCCAAUGAGGUGCUCAGUCGCCUCUUCCCUAAUUUGGCUUAUCGACGCGUGGAGCUUAGAGACCCCGAAUCUGGCCUCAUUAAGCAUUUCCCCAGCAAUAUUUUCUCCUAUCCCAUGAAGGCGAGCUCCUAUUAUUGCGGCUCGAAGAUCCCAUUUGUUAUAUCGAACCGUGGCAAAGAAAAAAUGAAGAGAGCCAUUGCUCAGGAAACAGCACCAGCAGAGGCCUACAUGCUGGUAUCGCGCCCUCCAAGGGAUCAUAAUGUAGAGCAGGAUCCAACAAUCGCCCUUAUUCAGUGGUUUAGGGGUCCAAAUGGCGAAGCGGUUAUGCAGGAGACGGUUGUACAUAUUCAGCUGCACGAAGUGUCGGUACUGCCGCCAGAGUCUCGCAGGGGAUACGGCUCUCAGUUUGGCCGGCACUUCUUCAUGGAUAACGUGAGAAUGAUCUCUAGACUGGGAGGCACGCUCACGAAGCUGCGUCUCUCCCGAUUUUUUGUUAGGAAGUUUGCCGCGAUGACAAACAUCGACAUGGAGGAGGCCUUCAGCGUGAAGCAGACCCUCCCGCCGGGGAAAAGGAAUUUCGAGUCGUUACAGGAUUUCUUUACCCGUCCGAUAAAUAUCGAGGCUUUGCGCCCUAUCGACAGCCAGGCAUCUGUGGUGGCACCCGCAGAUUCAGUGCUCCAGAAUGCCUUUUUUGUUAAGCCGAAUGCACUGGGCGAGAUCGUUGAUGCACGAAUUCCCCAGAUAAAGGGAACGACUUUCAACUUGUCAGAUUUUCUUUUUGGGCGGGGUACGAAUCAAGAUAUCAGGCUUCAAAGCCCCAAGAACAGGCUCCAUGUGCAGAUCUACUACCUAGCCCCGGCGGACUACCAUCGCUUUCACUCUGCUGCUGAUUGGAUUGCAGCAAAGCACGUGUAUAUCCCUGGAUGCCUCCCUUCGGUACAGCGCAGGAUAUUGCUCAAUCGCAAUAUUUUGGAUGCUUUUGAGCGCACGUCGGUCCAGGGAACCUGGAGACCAGGCAAUACAGAGGGGCCGCGUUUGUUUUUUUCCAUGACGUUUGUCGCUGCAUCAAUGGUGGGAGGCAUCGAGCUUUCGUACAGGAAGCAACUGGACUCAAACCGGUUUACUUGGACUCCGGCGUGCUCACAAUCCAGAAAGAGUAUCCUGUACGAGUACGACAAACCUGUGGGCCUCUGCAUGGGAAAUGAAAUGGGGAGCUUCCGUUUCGGUAGCACUAUUGUCCUGGUAUUCGAAGCUCCCGAAGACCUUGAGACCACCUCGCCAAUAUGCGACCACGUCGACGUCAACAUGACGGUCGGCAGUAUUCCUGGCAGCCCCAGGCUUACCCUCCCGCGCUGCGAUUCUACCUAUGGGAACCAUAGAAGCACGCUAGAAUUUUUGAAGUAUCUGCAGGACCUUAAAGGGGGGCGCACCAAAGAGUUGGAUGUCUCGGAGCACCCUGCUGAGAUUGUGGCCUCCGAUGCGAACACCGCCACAACUGCAGAAGGGUCGGAACCCUCCGUCGAACGGACCGAUGUAGGGCCCGAGUCAGAUGACAGCAGGUUGCCUAGCACACCUGUGAUGGCUGAAGUGUCAUCGGACGAGGACAGCAAUCUCGAUGCUGACUUGUCCACCGUUACGCACGGUGAAUCUACUGAGAAUCCGCUGGAUGAGCCCCUCGAUAAGAAGGCCUUGGAUGGGCAGGCAAAGGAGGACAGCGAUUCAGGCCUUUUAUCUAAAAUAAAUGGUCCUGAACUCCCGUAUAGAGAGGCCAUGCCGAGAAUCCAGGGAACUGAAGGAGAGGAGGGAAAAGAUUCUGUGUUCACUAGUCAGAGGCCAUUGCGCCACUAUACCGUAAAGAAAUCGGGACCCGGAGAGGAAGUGAAUCGUUUCACUUUCCUAGACCUCAACGCACAGAUACACACCCUUGAAUACGGCCUACUACACAGAUAUGCUCUUGCACGGUGGCUGGCCCACACAUGGACGGCAAGUUUGCACAUGCUCGGCAAGCGUUUGCUGAUGCUGCAAACUGGCCAGCUGCGCAAGGAGCAGAAGGACUCUAAUGGAAUCAACAAUCCCAUUUGCUACUUCGACAAAAAACUGAGUUCACUGCAGUUGCAGUUUGUGGGUCAGCUGUCCAACUUGCUACUGGUGUGGCCUGCCAAGGAGAAUGACCCAGUCUUGUUGAAGCACCCGUAUUUUGCAUGUGCUAGCGCCAGCGGCUGGGGCAAGGUGACCAGAGGAAUUUCCGCUUCUUGGACCUUAUCGGGAGGCGGCCUCUACGCGGAAUUCGCCUUAGAUCUGUCUCACAAGGUUGGUGAUCACACUGGCGAGUUGAAGAAGGUGACGUAUUCCCUCAUUGGAACUCCCGAGGGGUCAACCCGGUCCCUCCUCGGCCCUGAGGCAGACACUGGGUUGCCUGAUAAUUCAGAGGAGCUGAGCGAUGAAGCAUCUAUUCUUCGGUUCGAAGUGACGCCGCCGCAGGCCAAAGAGGGCGAGGCGCAGCAAUUUGCAGUCACCACAGAAGUGCCUUCCGUGUACAUGGACCAAGCCAAGCCUCCAGUUACGAGCCGUAUUCGUAGUGCCAUCUCUGGUCUUUUGACUAGGCUUAGACGUCGUAUAUCCAGGGUGCCUCUGGGGGCGAACGCGCAAUAG